AUGUUUGACCCAAUGAGCAACAUUUUAAAUGGACAUUUGAGUGGUAACAACAUAACCAGGCCUACCCAACUACCAGACGCAGCACAGAAGGAUCCAGAGUUUACCGUUGAUCGCAUCACUCUAUCGUUUUUCAAGAUUCCAUUUGAAGACCAGCUCCAGGCAUUCCAACCACCACCUCCUGAUGUGGCACAUGUGAUCAUUGCUACAAAUGUGGCAGAAAGUUCCUUGACACUUCCUAGAGUGCGUGUUGUGCUGGACUUUGGGAUACGCAAACAAAUAGUUUAUAACCCAAAGCAAAAGAUGAGAAUGCUGGAAUUACUGCCUUGCUCCAAGGCUUCCAUGGAGCAAAGAAAGGGUCGAGCUGGGAGAGUUUUUCCUGGUGUUUGUAUCCGAAUGUUCACAAAGAAGCACUUUGACAUGCAGGCCAAGUUUGAUAUGCCACAGAUGAGAAUUUCUCCACUUGAAAAAAUUGUGCUGGAAGUUAAAUAUAUAGGCAAGAAAAUAGCACCAGAGCUUCGCCCAACUGAGUUACUUCUGCAGACCAUAGAACCACCAGAUAUUGACAACAUAUAUGCUGCUAUAGAGAUGCUGGCAAACUUGGGAGCCAUUGAAGACAAUGAUGAAGAUGCCAGCAUCACAACCCUGGGUUUGUUAGACAUGCAACUGCCAGUGGAUCUGCACCUGACAUGUGUCAUCAUGUAUGGUGUUCUUUUUGACUGUCCCUGUGAUGGCAUUAUAAUGGCAGCAGCCUUGCAAGCCAAAGAUCCAUUCACCAUGCCAACAAAGAAGAUUCAGAAGGAAGAUGCACAGUUCAUCCGGUCUUUGCAUUCUAGCUCCAGUGCCCGCAACAAAUUUGAUAUGGGCUACUACAGUGAGCCUCUUAUGCUACGGCAAAUGUUCCUAGAAUGGCUUAAAACUGCCAGAAGGGGGCAGGAAGGUAGAAAUACUCAUAAAAAUGUACGAGCAGACUUCUGCCGUAAGUACCGUGUAGAAAGCAAGAGGCUGGGUCUUCUUGAAAAUCUUGUGCAAAAUCUUGCCUCAUGUGUGCUGUCUUUUUUACCAGAAGAAUCAAAGAAUGCUCUUGAUGUGCACAUGCUUUUGGAUAUUUUGUCAAGCCAAAUGGACAAGAGUCAUAAUCAGGACACUUCUAGGAGGGCUUUGGGGGGAAAAGGAAGGCAAGGUGUAGCUGGUCAUUUCUCUUCAGAGAUAGAAUGGCUUAGUAUAUUUUCCAAUGAUAUGGUAUUGCUUCAAACCAUAUUAACAGCUGGUCUUAGCCCAAUGGUGGCUUUUGGGAAAGUACAUGAAGGAGAGCAAGACAAAGAAGGUAUUAGACGAAGAGCUUUGACAGAAGCAAUGAAGAAGGCUGGUGUAGAUCCCACAACCUCUGUGGCAUUGGUUAAUCCCCCAACCAUAAUGCUGAAGAAACCAGAUUUUGCAACUCAAAUUUUGAAAAAGAUUGCAGAUCCUGAUGCUGUGAGGUUUAUUGGUUCAGAGAAAAUAAUUUUGGAUUAUAAUAAUGCCAUCAAAGCAUCAAAAAGAGGAGUUAUAAGAGAUAUCCCAUUGAAAGCUCACCUCCUAGAUCAGUUUGGGGAAGGUAACGAAACCUUCCUGGUAGAAGUGCCUGAAGAAUUGAAUGCCAGCAACACAGAGCAGCAAGAAAGUGAAUGUGAAGAUACAGAAAAUGAUUCCAAAAACACUGAUCAUAGCAAUGAAACCUUUAACAGUCGAACUGAACUACGCAGCCCAAAGCAGCCAUACCGAAUCACAUGGACAAUUCUCAGUAUAGCAGGGGCCCCUUUGAAGACCCCAGGAGAAAUGUUUGUGGCUGUUCCUUGUUGGAGGAACCCUAUAGGAUUUUCUUGUGACACCACAAUGCAGGAACACUAUGGGGUAUUCUAUCAUUUUGUUUCCGGUAGUAGAGUGAGUGCCUGGGUUAAUGGAUUUACUGCUCUACCAUGUGAAUAUGACAAUCUUUGGGCUAUGGUUCUCUUGCUUACCUUUCACAAGAGCAGUUAUGGGGCAACUUGGAAAGUUGAUGUAGAGAGUGGACGCAUUGUAUCAGCCACCAUCUUUGAACACGAGUUGAAGUUCACAAAAAAGCACCCAUUGACCCAUCCUAUCCUUCUGAAAAUAAAUGAAGUGAGACAAAAGAUAUCAGGUUUCCUCUCUAACUUGAGUCCAUUUUUGAUGGAGCUUAUGGACUUGGUGGAAACUUCUAGUAUAGCUGUAAGCCCGGAUGACAAUAAUACAACAGCUGAUGGUGAUGACAGUAGAGAGAUGGAGAAAAUCGGUGAAUUGGAAGAUAUGCCUGUGACUGAAGUAGCAUUUACAUCAAAGGAGAGUGCUGGAGGUGGGUCUGAUAAGUUGGAAAAUAUGGAUGCAGUUAAUACAAAAACAUCCUCAAGCAAGAGAACAAUAAAGGAAACAGAAAGAAAAAGAAAGGAUGCCACAACAGUGACUGUCAAUGCAUUUACUGUUCCACAAGAAACGGGCAUCUUUACAUACUUGGUGCCUUAUGAUACUAGGGUAUUUGAUGAAACUUAUAUAAAAACUUUGCGAGAGACAAUGAAGGCAAUUCAACCUUGUAGUGCCUUAGCUUCAGAUGCAUUGAAGAAACUUGCAGCAUUGGAAGAGGAAGACGAAAGAGAAGAAGACAUCAGAAGGGAAUAUCUACACAAAGCAAGUGAAGACGAACUACUUGACUGUAUUAUUGCAAUACUAGAACUGCACAAACCACCUACAAACACUGUUUCUUUCAAAGAACUUAGCAGAACCCCUAGUGUGAAGAGAUUGGCUGAUCAGCUGCGAGGCCAGUCAUUUGGUGACUUUUCUUGGCAAAGGUUUUUUGAUAGGAUGAUAAAACAAGGUUUACUUCAUGUUACUCUUGACAAGGAAGGGGAAGAUGUAGUAGUUCAGCUGCCAACUUCUGAUAUAAUGUUACAAGGACAACCAUCAUCACGUAACUUAGCACAGCAAGAUGUGCUCUAUGUUAGGACUGUCAAGAAUGGAGAAGAUGAAGCAGUAGAUCUGCCAGUUUCUGACAUCAUGCUACAAGGACAAGCAUUAUCUGUUGAAAUUGCAGAGCAAGAUAUGCUUGAUAUUACACAUGUCAAGAAUGCAGGAGAUGCAAUAGUUGAUACUCCAGCUUCUGAUAUGAAACAAGGACAGCUAUCAUCAGAAGAAUUAUCACAGCAAGAUUUGCUUGGUUUUACAUUUGUCAAAAAUGCAGAAGAUGCAGUAGUUGAUCUUUCAGUUUCUAGGACAAAGUUUCAAGGAAAACCACAAUUGGAAGGAAUGGCAAAACAAGAUGUGCUUAAUGUUACUCUUUUUCAGAAUGGAGAAAAUGCUGCUAUUGUUGAGAGACCAUCUUCUUGUACAAUGUUGGAAGAGUAUGGUCAGUUGGGCACACUGACAGAGGUAUCCAGUACACUGAACAACCAAUAUCAUGCUGAUUUGGCCGAAAGUAUUGAAUCUGUGUUGCAAACCUCUAGGUUCCCAGUUACAUUGUCUUGUUUGAAAAAGCAUCCUGAUGUAGAGAGUCAUUUGUUCUUGGUGAUAGAACAUGAACCAUCUUACACAUUAACCAAGUGCAUUGAAGAACAUGGACAUUUGUUUAGGAUGGUAAAGAUCUGGAACACUGAAGCUGUAUGUUUGAACAAAGCAGAGGAUACAGAUUGUGCUAAUGUGACACCAAUUGUCACCUUGAGCCAUUUUGAAGGUGCCAAAGAGCCUACCAUUCAGUCCAGUACGUUAACUGGCGACCCAAGUGGCCCAAGCCAGUUUCAUGGUGCUAAAAGGGCACACAUACAGGUUGAGUAUAAAAAGCAAGAAAAAGGUGAAGCUGAUGCUGCUGGGGCACUUGUCAUGGAGGAAGACAGGGAAGAUAAAAGAAUUGGCAUUAAAGCUUCAGGAGCUCCUGCUGUUGAGACACAUAGGAAAUGUGAUGUUAAAGUUUCUGCAAUGCUUCAUAUGGAGCAAAAGAUUAAAGAUGAAAAAAAGCUUAAAGCACAUGCUUCAAAGAUAUCAUGCAUGACACCUCAUGGCCCUGAUUUGAAUGAUGAAAAAGAUGAAGCUGCUGGACUACCUACUGUGGAAGCACAAAUGAAAGAUGAAAAUACCAAGAGGGAAGUUACCUUUGUUUCCAGUGUGCCAUCACAGGGUCUUGGUUUUGGUGGUGGAAAAAGUGCAUUACCAGUUAGCCCAAGGCAUUUCGGUUUAGGGGUUAAAGAGACCUGCAUUGUACCUGGGAGUGAAAUGCAGACUGGUAUGACAAAUGAAACCCAUACAGAUCAUAGUGCUUUUGAUCAGGAGAAAUACAUUUUGACUCAGCAAAUAGUUGAACACUUAUCACAGGUGAAGGAGCCAGUAUUGCUUUCAGCCUUGGGUACAGUGCCUUCUGUAAGAUGUAUUGUACUGAGCAUAAGAGCCAAACAUAAAAAGGGUUUCAAGCUGAAGGAUCACCUCUUAGAAAAUAACCAGUUCUUGUUGAGUCAUGUGAAAGGUGCUGAUUUUGUGCAGAUAAAAGAUGUCAAAAGGAUGCAGGGAGUAUCUGCAGUGCCUCCUUUGGAGAAAAAGAUGAAAGAUGAAGAAAAGAUUAAGGCACAUGUUACAAUAAAACAAUUCAUGACCCCUGGCUCUGGUUUAAACUUUGAAAACGAUGAAGCAUAUGUUGCUGGGGCACUUGUCAUGGAGGAAGACAGGGAAGAUGGAAGAACUGGCAUUGAAGCUUCAGCAGCACCUGCUGUGGAGACACAAGGGAAAUGUGAUGUUAGAUUUUCUGAAAUGCCUUAUAUGGAGAAAAACAAUAAUAGCAAAGAAAAGCUUAAAGCACAUGCUACAGUGAUGUCAUGCAUGACAUCACACGGCUCUGAUUUAAAUGAUGAAAAAGAUGAAGCUGCUGGACCACCUACUGUGGAGGCACAAAUGAAGGAUGAUGAAAAUACCAUGAGGGAAGUUACCAUUGUGCCAUCACAGGGUCUUGGUUUUGAUGGUGGAAAAAGUAAAGGUAACUCUGUUGAAGCACCUAAAGAAGAGAUACAAAGGAUAGAUGAUAUAAAACCAAAGAAGAAAGUGACAAUGGUUCCCUAUGUAAAACCACAGGACCAGAUGGUUAAUGGAAAUAACAAAGUUGAUGCAGCACAUGCUACAAAGAUACCAUGGAUGAUACCUCAUGGCUCUGAUUUAAAUGAUGAAAAAGAUAUAGCUGCUGGACCACCUACUGUGAAGGUACAAAUGAAAGAUGAUGAAAAUACCAAGAGGGAAGUUACUGUUGUUUCCAGUGUGCCAUCACAGGGUCUUGGUUUUGAUGGUGGACAAAGUGAAGGUAAAGCCGCUGAAACAACUGCUGUGGAGAAACAAAGGAUAGAUGAUAUAAAACCAGAGAAGAAAGUGACAGUGAUUCCCUGUGUGCAGUUAUCAGAGAGCCCAGGUCAGUCUGCUGAUGCCCCUCAGCCCAGUGCAUUACCUGUUAGCCCAGGUGGUCCAAGCCAAUUUGUUUUUGAUGUUAAGGAGGCCUGCACUGUAACUGGGAGUGAAAUACAGACUGGUUUCAAAAAUGAAACCCACAGAGAUCAUAGUGCUUUUGAUCAGGAGAAAUUCACUUUAACUCAGCAAAUAGUUGAACACUUAUUACAAGUGGAGGAACCAGUAUCCCUUAGUACACUGGGUACAGUGCCCUCUGUUAGAUGUAUUCUUUUAAGCAUAAAAGCCAAAUAUGAAAAGAAUUUUAAACUGAAGAAUCACCUCUUAGAAAAUAACCAGUUCUUGUUGAGCCGUGUGAAAGAUAUUGAUUUUGUGCAAAUGAAAAAUAUCAAAUACAUCUUGACACGGGAAAUAGUUGAACACUUAUCAAAAGUUAAGGAGCCAGUAUUGCUUUCAGCCUUGGGUACAGUGCCUUCUGUGAGAUGUAUCCUUCUAAGCUUAAGAGCCAAACAUAAAAAGAAUUUUAAGCUGAAGGAUCACCUCUUAGAAAACAACCAGUUCUUGGUGAGCCAAGUGAAAGGUGUUGAUUUUGUGCAGAUGAAAGAUGUUAUUGGAAGGAAACAGGGAGUUUCUGCAGUGCCUGAUAUGGAGAACAAGAUGAAAGACGAGGAAAAGCUUAAAGCACAUGCAACACCUCAUGGCCCCGAUUUGAAUGAUGAAAAAGAUGAAGCUGCUGCGCCACCUACUGGCAUGGCACAAAUGAAAGAUGAUGAAAAUGCCAUGAGUGAAGUUACCAUUGUUUCCAAUGUACCAUCACAGGGUCUUGGUUUUGAUGGUGGAAAAAGUAAAGGUAACUCUGAUGAAACACCUACAGUAGAGAAACAGAGUAUAGGUGAUGUAAAACAAAAGAAGAAAGUGACAAUGGUUCCCUAUGUAAAACCACAAGACCAGGUGGUUAAUGGAAAUAACAAAGUUGAUGCAGCCAAUUUAGUGACAGUGAAAACUCUCCCCAUGAAUCAUGAGCCACCUGUUGGAGCCAGGUUGAAGGAGACUGGACAGUUGUUAGAUGAAGACUAUCAGUAUUUUGCUCAGUUAGUGAAACAGCAUUUAUCUAGAUGGGAACAGGACUCAAAUAGGGCCAUGACACUGAGCCAGCUUGAGGAGAAUGCUGACAUCAGGGAGCAACUGAAGCUCAUGAGAGAGAAAUGCAGUGCUGGUUUGGAAUUGAGAACAAUUUUUAGAAGGCUUGGUAAAACCUUUGCAUUAGAUGACAAUGGGGCUUUGAGGUUUACACGGGCCUGUAUACAAAAGGAAGCAUAUGAGAGAGAGAAACAGCUCUUGACUCAGUUAGUCAAGAGUCAUGUAACAGCAACCAUAUUGCCAAUAAGCCUGGAAGUGCUUGCCCAACAGGUGGAUAUAGAGAGGCAGUUGAAAAAGAUGGAAAUCUACAAAAACAUGAAAUAUACACGUGAUGAAAAUAUAGAUUUGGUUGACAUACUCGGAGGCUGUGGGGACACCUUUGAAGUCAUAGAAAGUAAAAAGAAGUUUCUUGUAAGAUUAUCUAGUGCUGAAGUGAAGACAAAUGCAGAAUCAUUUGCAGAAGACAAAAUUAGGUUGGGGCUGUUAGUGAAAAACCACUUGUUAGAGACAGGCACUGGUGGGCCAAUGAAGCUUGUCGAGCUUUGUCAGAAGGCUGAUGUGAAGGAGAAACUGCUUUUCAUGAAGGCCAAGUACAACAGGAAUGAUCUGAACUUGCUUCACAUUAUUUCCAUUUUUGGGGAAGUCUUUGUGUUGCAAAAUGUAGACCAAAUGGAGGCUGUAAGGUUAACAAAAUCUGCAUUAAGAAGGGAAAAGGAAGUGUUAGAUACAAAACUGUUGAAGAUAGCAAACAGAAAAUAGCACAGCUUGAGGAACUCCAUUUGCCAAGUGGUUAUGCAGUUGGCUGUGAUUAAUCACCAAGUUGAUGGAAGGAAGGGGAUGAGUAUUCUACAAACAAAUAAUAAUAAUGAAAUAAAGAAAUAAUAAGUAUAAAUAUGAUAGACAUUCUCAAAGAAAAUGUUGAGAAAUUCAUAUUCAUUACUGUUGUUGGAUUGGAAGUAGUUUUAACAAGGCAGCAGAGCUGUCAAAUGUGUGUCAAAUCAUAUUUAGACAGGGCAUCUUGGGUUGAUUGUAGAUUCAUUGUGUGCUUCACUAUGUGAAGAUGUUUACUAAUGCCUGUUUUUGCCAAAAAAUGUUUGUUAGGGUAUUUUUAAAAUAUUGUUUCUUUCCAUGGUUUGUAAAUAAUUUACUU
This is a messenger RNA of Lingula anatina, 7711 nucleotides long. RefSeq lists its product as uncharacterized. Gene Ontology annotation, molecular function: ATP binding; RNA binding; helicase activity. Lineage: Eukaryota; Metazoa; Brachiopoda; Lingulata; Lingulida; Lingulidae. Gene Ontology annotation, cellular component: nucleus; intracellular anatomical structure. The record is from RefSeq and is a predicted model, not a curated record.